GGCGGCCAAUGCCGGAGCCCCCGGUCGGGGGACCGUUCGUAUAAAAGGGCUGACAGGAGCGCAGAGCCCGGCUGCAGCCGCAGCACCGAGUCCCGGGACAGCGGCUCCCAGGGACUGGAGUCGCCAACCUGUUGCCAGGGAGUCGGACAAGCGCGAGUUUGUGGGGGUGGAGAAGCUUCACGUCGCCUUGAGGACGGGUGCCGGAGCCCUGUCACCAUGCCCUGGGACCUGGGCACCCCUGCCCACGGCCGGGAUUACCACUGCCAGAAGCGCUGUAAGAAAUCGUCCUUCGCCUUCUAUCAGGCGGUGCGGGACCUCCUGCCCGUCUGGAUCCUGGAGGAAAUGAGGACCAUGGAGGUGUUUCACUGGGAGGAGGGCGGCCGGAUGUGCGCCUACUCGCCGUCUGAAGCCCUGCUCUACGCCCUGGUGCACGACCACCAGCGCUACGGCCAGUACCUGCUGAGGCAGCACCCCCGGGCGGCGCUGGCCGUGCCCAGCGACAGCUUCUGCUGCUGCCGCUCCUCGGCGCCGCACCUCGCCAUGGCCGUGCGCUACAACCGCGUCGCCACCCUGGGACACCUCCUGAAAUGCCUGCGGGACUGUCCCGGCAUCGACCGCUCGGAUUACAUCAACCGCAGGGGCUGUGUGCAUGUGGAGAGCGGCAAGACCCCGCUGCAUGUGGCCUGUGAGCUGGCGAGAGCCGAGUGCUUGACCUUGCUGCUGGCGCACGGUUCCUCCCCCUACAUUACGGACUGCGAGGGCAACACCCCGCUGGACACGUUACUCCUGCAGCUGUGUGACAGCCGGCUGGACCUGCCGAGGAAGCACGCCUGCCUGCACAGCCUCCUGCUCUUCAUGCCAGAACUCAAGUUCAAAAUGAAGGCGGCACUGAGAAGCAACGUCAGCCUCUGGCAGAAUUUGCUGACCCCGGACCUCUUUCAGUGGCUCUCGGGCUGUAGCCCGCCGCCGCUCUUUAUAAAGGCCAUGCAAACUUUAAUCGCGGCCAUUGCUCCUGAGAAAUUCCCAGAGGGGUUGGACGAGUUGCCCAUAUCCCAUCUACUUAAACCUCUGGACUUCAAACUGACCGCGGAGGACACCGCCCAAUCAAGCUGUAAAUGAUGUAGCUUUUGUGUUCGAGGAAUUUAGGAAAAAAGACCCUGGUUACAAAAGCGUCCUCUGCCGCGCUGGAAAUGGAAGUCGGUGGCUCCUUCUUUUAUUUAAGAACGUUAUUGAAAUGUACUAUGGAAUUAGAAACUUGGUGAAAGAGUUCAGUAAAACCAAGGUGGUUUGUUCGACUUCCGUGGGUUGUAACUUUGAUUCAAACUUUUGAAAAAUUAGCCCCAUUUAAUGCAUUUGGGUGUGAACUGUAUCUCUGCAUUAGGGUUUCAUUACCCGCAGUAAAGAGCUUUGAUUAACGGUGUUUGAUGGACUUCUCAAAUCAGUAUUCACAGGUCGUGAAAGUGUUUAUUGCG
Pristis pectinata (smalltooth sawfish) is the source of this 1472-nucleotide messenger RNA. It is a transcript of the gene ankrd9, whose product is annotated as ankyrin repeat domain 9. Gene Ontology annotation, molecular function: protein binding. The record is from RefSeq and is a predicted model, not a curated record. The coding region runs from base 217 to 1119 and encodes 300 amino acids. NCBI's taxonomy places the organism in Eukaryota, Metazoa, Chordata, Chondrichthyes, Rhinopristiformes, Pristidae. The transcript has a single exon.